AUGUCGUCUCAAGCCAGCUCCGAGCCUCUCCAAACGUACGAAAUUUCCGAUUUCAAGUUCCACAAUGGCACCACACUGCCGAAACUCAAGUUGGCCUACAAGAUCCUCAACCCGCACAACAGCAAGAUAGCAGUUGUACACACGUGCUUCAAAGGCCGUCUCGACACCACCUUGACACAUGCCAACGCCGCUCUGAAGAAUCACAAGAUCAUCCUGAUCGCCCUUCUCGGCAAUGGCGAAUCUUCUAGCCCUUCAAACACGCCCGACUUUCCCAGUACCCUUGAGUACAUGGACUGCAUCAGCGCUCAGUACUCUCUCCUUACCCAAGAACUCGGUAUCAAAGAGGUAGAUGUCAUGCUAGGAUUUUCGAUGGGCGGCCAGAUCACCUACCAUUGGGUAACAACACACCCUGAUUUCAUCAAGCACGCUGUAAUCGUAUGUUCCUCCGCCAAAACUAGCAGACACAACUUCCAGUUCCUCGAGGGACCAAAGGCAGCGCUAGAAAGCGCAAAGAGUCCCGAGAGGGGUAUCAGGGCAUUCGGGAAGGCGUAUUCAGCGUGGCUGACAAGCGCCGAAUGGUUCGACGAAGAAUGCUACAAAGAGAUGGGCUUCCAGCAACUGCGAGACUGGGAUGAUGUGGCUACUAUUCAGGGUUACGAAGGUUGGACAGGUGACGAUCUUCUGGUAAUGCUGGGUAUGUGGCAGCGCGGAGACAUCACUCGGUGCACCAAGGCGGAGGAUCUAGAGUCGGCACUCAAAGGCAUCAAAGCAAAGGUUCUGCUCAUGCCGUGCGAGUACGAUCAGUAUUUCCGCCCUUAUGUCAGCGAGAAGGAAGCCAAGAGCCUGGAGAAUGCAACCGUGGAGAUUGUACCCAGCAUCUGGGGACAUAUUGCGGGUGGCGGGGCCAACCCGAAGGAUGUGGAUUGGAUGGAUCAUCGGAUCAAGCUUUUCUUACGGGGCUUAGUAUGA
Messenger RNA from Alternaria ethzedia, 969 nucleotides. RefSeq lists its product as uncharacterized. Gene Ontology annotation, biological process: biosynthetic process. Gene Ontology annotation, molecular function: acyltransferase activity, transferring groups other than amino-acyl groups. The record is from RefSeq and is a predicted model, not a curated record. The coding region runs from base 1 to 969 and encodes 322 amino acids. NCBI's taxonomy places the organism in Eukaryota, Fungi, Ascomycota, Dothideomycetes, Pleosporales, Pleosporaceae. The transcript has a single exon.